Molecule: messenger RNA, 1293 nt
Organism: Anthostomella pinea
Lineage: Eukaryota; Fungi; Ascomycota; Sordariomycetes; Xylariales; Xylariaceae
Source: the annotation of a GenBank genome assembly
AUGAAGAUCACCGAGCUCUACAUCUACCCCAUCAAGUCCCUGCACCCGCUCUCCGUCCCCCGCACGCGCCUCCGGCGCGAGGGCCUCGAGCACGACCGGCGCUUCAUGCUGCUCAAGGUGCUCUCGGACGACCAGAACAGCUACAAGCCCAUCCAGACGGCGCUUUUCCCGGAAUGCACGCUCUUCCACCAGGCCAUCGACGGCGGCGACAUCGUCGUGACGUACCACACCCCGGCGGAGCCGCUGUUCCCGCCCGUGCCGGAGCAGCGCACAGCGCUGCGCGUGCCGCUGGCGCCAGACGUUGGUGUUAGUGGCAUGGAGACAGUAGAUGUUGAACUCAUGGGCAGCGCGACGACGGCGUAUCGCAUGGGCGGGCGGUAUGAUGAGUGGUUCAGCGCUUGUAUGGGGUAUGAGACGAUCCUGGUGUAUAUCGGGGAUCAGGGACGGGGUGUGCUGGCGCACACGCCGAGUGGGAAUGCUGGUCCGCGUCCAAAGCAGCAGCAGCAGCAGCAGAAGUCCUGGUUCUCGUCCAUCACGUCGUACAUUACCGGUAGCGGCGAUGGCCCAGGACGGGAUGGUAAAGGGCACAGGAAGGACAACUGGCUGACAUUCAACGAGUGCGCGCCCUUCCUGCUGACGUCGCAGGCCUCGCUGCGCGACGUCAGCGCGCGACUGCCCGAGGGCGAGGCGAUGGACAUGAUCAAGUUCCGACCGAACAUCGUGGUCGAUUCGUCCCCGACCCCGUCAUCCUCAACAUCCCCUCCAGCAACCAGCAGCGAGAAUUCCAGCGAAGCAGGAGGGUCACAAGACUCGCAAAAACAAAGACCAGAGGAGGCGGAGGAACUUAAACCCUGGGACGAAGACUUCUGGGCCGAGGUCACCGUGCUCUCUGCCGCGGGAACCAGCCAGAGCAAUGACAAACAUGCCAGCCCACAACCCCACCGCCUCGCCCUGACGGCCAACUGCGCCCGCUGCAUCUCGAUCAACAUCGACUACGGGACGGGGCGGCCGGCCCUGGGCGAGCAGGGCAGCGUGCUCAAGAAGCUGAUGCGCGACCGCCGCGUCGACGCGGGGAACAAAUGGUCCCCCAUCUUCGGGCGCUAUGCGUUCCUGCUUCCGCCUUCUUCGCCGCGGGGUGGUGCUGGGGACCAUGAGGGUACAGGUGGGGGAGAUGAUGAAGAUGGGGGUGAGUAUGGGGAUGAUGAGCUGGCGGUCGAUAUCGCUGUCGGCGAUGAGGUCACGGUGACGAGGCGGAUCGCAGACCGCGAUGUCUGGGCCUGGCCCAAGGUAUAG